CGGAGGGGGUAAAUCAACAAAAAGUAUUAAAAUAGAAAGUAAAAAUAUGCUGAAUGUGUCAUAAAGUACAAAUUAAUUCCCGGGUAUUGAUUCUCUACAAUUGAUUCUAAAUAUGUAUCGCCUUAACGAUCGCAUCUGCAUGGUUAAAAUAGUUCGAUUUAUUUUAAUAGAUUUGUUGAUUUACUCUCUAUUGUAACCAAACGCUACACAAUUUCUGUACAUAACUAAGAAAAACGAAACGGUCAACUUCUAAUUUUGUAAAUAUAGCAUUUAGCACAGCAUUAGGUUUGACUAAUCUUUGCAAAAAAAAAACCGAAUGAGGAUGAUGUAAUCGCAGUGUGAAAGAAGUAUAACCGUUAAGAAAGUGGUUGAUGCAUUUGUAUAACAAAUACUGUAUCUAUAUGUAGCGUUAUAAUCAUUACAGUAAAUCAAACCAGUCGAACGAAGUCUAAGAUUAAUCUGUCUUAGGCUUUUUAAAUACUAUUUUUAGUACGAUAGUAACGUUGUUACUAUCUUUAUUUAUUCAAUAUUUUCGAAUCUCAUCAGGUACUAAGUUGAUUUAGUACGUGAACUUUUUUUAUAGAGAUAAUUCUUACUAUAUUAAGAGCAAAGUAUUGGAUUGGCCAUUUAGACUUUUAAAUAUUCUUAUCACACCAGAGUUUAGUUGCGACUUAUAUUAUUAAAAUGGUUUUUCUGUUUACGUACCAUUCGCUCUUUAUAUUCUGAUACGGUAAAGGUUUAUUAAUUCGGAGAAUAUAUCUGAUCUCUGCCGAUGAAUGAAAUGAGGAUGACGAAUUUUGAAACCGGCAUUACGUACAAAUUGGGAGGCAUUAUAAAUAGUAUUACAAUUAUAAACUUAAAUUAAAAACUAUAAGUUUAAUCAAAUCGUUGACAAUUUUUUUUAUUGCGAGUAGAUAAUCGUAAACGUGCAAAUUCAUUUUUACGCGGAUCAUCAAAUAUCCGAGUAACGUUAUCUGUUGAUCCGAGUGAAAUUGUAAAAGAAUUUGAUACGCGUGAUUCUCUUCUAGGAAAAGUUAUAAUCGGUUAAAUGAUGCUGACCAAGUAACUCUUUUAUAAAGUAGUAGUAUAAAAUUGCUUGGUGGUACCGUAUUUGCACAUGUGUCGUUUCUCAUUCAUCGCAGCAAACGAAUCUUAAGAUGACAAAAUAUAUAUAUUUUUAUUUUGCAAAUCGAAUGUUUACGCUUAAAGAAUAAUAAUCUUUUCAAUUAAUUAAUGAUUACGUUAAGGAAUCAUCGGCAAUAAACAUAAACGUUAUUUUCAUUCAUUCGAUUGCAUUCAAGACAUAUUCAUAGUUUAUACUUUAUAAAUCGUACUUUUAUGUAAAUUUCAUCAUUUUCUCGUGUAAUAUAUUAUUAUUACUGCAAACGAUCAUUAUACUUAACAACUAUGAAUACUGCCUCGAAAUAUUAUUUUUUGUCUCUGCCGCUGUCUGACUAUAAAUGAAAGCCUCAUUCUGCAAUUAAUCAACAGUAUUUAUCGAUAUAUAGUUAGGUUUGAAAGUGAGAGAAUCCUAUAUUUCUACUUUUUUUUAUUUGUAAAUUCGUCGCAAUACACAUGAAUAUAUUUCUUUUAUUUUUAGAAUUAAAGAGAUGAUUAAGAAUAAAUGUUUUUCAUACAUACAUUGUAAAAAAAACUGCAAAUAAUGAUGGAUGGAAGUACACUGUUUACAUUAAAUCAUCCGAGUGUCUGUAUAUUUUACGUUGGCGUUCCGUCUUUUUUGUUUUUAGCAUGUACUAUAAUAUACCGCCAGAUGGCAGUCGGCUGCACAAGUUGAAAAUUUAUUGAUUUAAACAAGGAAAAGCUUGUCUUGCAGUUCCUACGAAAAAGGAAAAAUUGCUUUCGGACUUCAUUUGAAAAUUCAACUGAAUUAUAUGAUGACGAAGUAGAUACAAUGUCCAGGCAAUUAUGUAAUUAAAAAAGGGGAACUAGUUACGUAUCAAUGAAGAAGGUAUACGAAGGUAAACAGUAGUGCGAUUACUCGUGUUACGGUAUCAAAUAAUCUUUAUUUUUCACGAUUACAUUUUUAUUUUUCCAUCUGUUAGCGAACUGCACGAUUUCCAAACGAAGACAUUGUAUUAAGAUCGUUUGGAAUCGUAUGUGCCAGUAUAAAUGAACUCUAAAUGCCGUAGUUUAAUGUACGCAAUACGAAGGAAAGUACAAAUCUACGUAGGCACGUGUAAACGUAAAGUAAGGUGUCUAAUCAAGGAUAUAAGAAGUUAUUGGGAGCAUCAAACGUUUUUAUUUAUCGCGCAGCCCUUUCAUCGAGUUCGUCUCGCGACGUAUCUACGCAGAGGAGUAUACGCAUGACAGACCACUUGGGGAUGCGUCGUACGCGCGGGGAAGCGAUGAAUUUUUAUUGUCAACUUUCGUAUCGUGUAACGUUGCGAGGAGAGCUGGGGGCUGAAGAACCAGGAUAGAAGACUGCCGCCGUGUACGUGUGCGCGCGCGCGGUCACGGAUGUACGGAUGGUGUCGGUACGUCGGUGUAGGACUACGCGCAAGUGGGGGAAGUGGGGGAGACUGGCGUAUUCUAUGGGCGGGGCCUCUGCCAGCUGGCAGAUGUUUCCCGCGCGGCCGCACCAUUCCUCUAGCGUAAACCUACGCGACGUGAAAGUAGUUCCGUUUUACCGCGUUAAAUAUUUCUAACAAUAGCUCGGCGAGCGAGACGAGUACGUGCAGCCAGUGAUCUGUCGUAAAAGUAACGGGCAGCGGACGCGCGAUCGGCCAGGGAAAACCGCGGAAAUUCGUCGUGAAACCGAGGAUGAGGUGGUGCGGGAUUGGUCCAAAGAGAGUCAUUGUCCAGGGCAGAGUGCGAUGUAGCGUUCACCCUAACCGUGUCCGCUGAAACUUUUGCGCGAGUGCCUUGAAAAUGGUUUUCGAGCUUCCGACAUCACGGAUCCCCGUGCACGUUCGCGGUUGUGUGUAAUCUGUAAAUAUAGGUAAUACUGUGUUGUGCGCGUCGGGUACGAAACCGGGACGACGAACUUUAUUCGAUUAUACUCGCGUUUCAGAUCGUCUCGCCGCGUAAAGUGUGCGCGAGUGUACUUAUUACAUCCCGUUUACGAACCAGUCGUGAAUGGUAAAGUUUAGCAUGUGCCACGUGAUGGUUUCGUUGACGUACACAUGUAAGACGAUCGUCCGCGUCAGACCACGUUUAGGAGACGAUUCAUUUGAAAUGUAGUAUCGUUUUACGAGAUACCGGAAUCAUUGUUUGCACAUAUUUUAACAAUAACUCUGCUAUUUUUUCAGUGAGAUUUAACGGUUUUCACCGAGUUCGUAAGAAAAAAUCGAUUGCUGUUACGUCAUCCAUCGCAUGUACGCGGUAUAAAUAAAUCGCGUUAAGAAGAUCGGACGGUAAAUCGAGAGUGGCGAGAAAUUUGUAAGAAUUGUGCCGAAAGAAAGAAGAGCCGCGCGAGCAGGAGUGAGGGGCGCUAGAGGGACCAUAGACAGUGACAGUACUGAAGCCGGCGGCGGAGUGAUUCGUGGUACGCUGUAGGGGCCCUCAGCUGUUUCCCGCCAAAGAUCGCCAUUACAAAACGCGUUCGGGCGUUGUGAGUGCGCCGCGCGGAGUGGCUGUCCCGUGGACGAAUAUCGGUACGCGCCACCGCGGUCUAAAAAAAAGUUUAAUUAACAGUUUCGGGGAGUCCGCGUGAAUUAUUCGUAGAUACGGGAAAAAAGGGUGCGCGUCGUUUAAAUCCGUAGGAGUGUGAGCGAGAAGCCCCGCCGUCUUGUUCGCUGCCGCGACGACGACGGCUGCUGGGGACGUGAAUUAAGCGCGGCGGGAUUUCUCAGUGCUGCGGAUCACCGAGAUAUGUCAGUGUUUGGUGGUGACGAUCCUAUUCUGCUCGAGGAAAUUGUUGAAACCACCGAGGAACAGGAGGCUACUUUGUGCGGUCUUGAAACGGUGGAGGAGGGCUCGGUGACCACGAGCGUGACGGUCGCCGAGGUCGUUGAUUCUCAGGAGCUCCAACAUCAGCAAUCGAAGAGCAACGGCGCAGUUUCCCGGCGUGUUGCUGGUCAGAACGUUGCGUUGAGCAACGGGAACGGUACCAGCAACGUCGGCCGCGUUACGCCGCGUAGCCACAUGGAGCAGGAGAAGCGUAUGCGGCGAGAAAUCGCCAACAGCAAUGAGCGACGACGUAUGCAGAGUAUCAACGCCGGUUUCCAGUCGCUUAGGACGUUGCUGCCGCACCACGAGGGCGAGAAACUUUCUAAGGCUGCGAUACUUCAGCAGACUGCCGAAUACAUUUACCAGCUGGAGCAGGAGAAGACCCAGUUGCUGUCACAAAACUGUCAGCUGAAGCGACUGGUGAAUCAGCACGAGGGUGGCGACGUCCCAAUCAAGAAACGUAAACCCGACAAUCAGGGAGGCGUCAUGGUUAGUUUGCCGAUGCACGUUAGCGAGAGCGGCGACGAAGGAUUGGGCAGCAUGUCGCCCGAACCAUUGUCGGUAAUAACUGUGACCACGGAGGGACAUUCCGUGGUCAACAGCGAGGUGGUCGAGCUCAGACGACAGUUGGAGAGGGAGCGUCACGCGAGGUUGCAUCUAGAGAAGCAGAUGAGGGCUAUACAGAGCCAAUUGUACCCAGAGAGAUUCAGGGAUAAUCAAUUGAUCGCUUAUCAGCCACACGAGGUGAUCGAGCACACGGACAACGUGAUUGCCCAGGAAACCGAGGAAGCGGUGGCCGCGCUUCAGGUAGUAUCCGUGGUCUCGUUGGCGUCUGUCGGCGCGACACAGACCGUGGAGGCGUCUAGUCCGGUCCCUAGUUCACCGCCACUGUCCCCGCAGCCGGCCGACAUGGUACCGGUCGAGAUCAAGGAGGAGGAAGUCGACUCGAGUUCACCGAAGAUCGUCACAUUCGCCCAAAACCAGGUGUUCUCCACGAUCGAAGAACAGACGACCGGGGACUCGUUCUCCUCGUCGAGUCGCGUCGCGUAUACGACGAGUACCGGCGAGUUCAAGAACGCGUCGCCUCAGUAUAUCACCACCAGCCCUAGCAGGCCGUUCUCACCAGCCGCGGAACCGCAACGUUUGCCCAGCGUGCUCGAAGCCGCGAUGAAAGCGGAACCGAAGGUCGAAGUUGAAAGGCUGCCGUCGCCGUCGAACACGCUCGACGACGGAUCACCGCAGACGAGGCUCUAUCUGGCGAACACCUCGCGACAGAACCUGGAGACGAUCGUCGAGGCGAUACGCCACCUCGAAGGGGACCAUCUGUUCAGCGACGAGCCAGCGCAGGACGUGCCGCUGGCACUGACGAACAAACAGACGGCGAACGGUUCGAGCAAGGCGUCGGCGACGUCUAGCGCCUCGUCGACGGCGAAGCAGCGGCUAUUUCCAGCCGAGUUCCUCCAGUUUCACAGGCAACAGUCGACCCAGCAGCGGCCGGGCGUGAUCGUCGUUAAGCACUCGUGAUCGAAAGGCGCGUCGCGAUCGGCAAACUGAACGCGCGGUUCGCCUCCGCUCGAGAGUAAUCACGGACGAUCUAAUUAAUCGCGACGCGUCGACAGACGUUGACAGGAAUACCUUCGACAAGUGUGCACGGUACACGUUUAUAAAGUACUAGCC
Ceratina calcarata is the source of this 5586-nucleotide messenger RNA. It is a transcript of the gene crp, whose product is annotated as transcription factor cropped. The coding region runs from base 3832 to 5433 and encodes 533 amino acids. Gene Ontology annotation, cellular component: nucleus. Lineage: Eukaryota; Metazoa; Arthropoda; Insecta; Hymenoptera; Apidae. The record is from RefSeq and is a predicted model, not a curated record. Gene Ontology annotation, biological process: regulation of transcription by RNA polymerase II. The transcript is spliced from 6 exons. Gene Ontology annotation, molecular function: RNA polymerase II cis-regulatory region sequence-specific DNA binding; DNA-binding transcription factor activity, RNA polymerase II-specific; protein dimerization activity.